Molecule: messenger RNA, 2274 nt
Organism: Theileria parva strain Muguga
Lineage: Eukaryota; Apicomplexa; Aconoidasida; Piroplasmida; Theileriidae
Product: WD domain G-beta repeat protein
Exons: 1
Coding region: 1-2274 (757 amino acids)
Molecular function (GO): protein binding
Source: RefSeq, a predicted model, not a curated record
AUGGAAUCUCUGUACGAACAUCAUACAAUGCUCAAACCCCAAAACUCAUUUGGAAAGGGAGUUAAUGACCUACCAAAUAUGAAAUCAUACAUGAAACAAAGGAGUAUAAACUUUGACGAGAACGUAGCCUACAAAGAAAUCGGUGAACUAGGUGGUGGAAGCUCUGCUGAUGAAACUGAGGCUGACGAAUGCUACAUUGAUUCAAUAAGAAAAGGAUAUCAAACUAGACUAAAAUCUGUACCUUUGUUCAGUAAAUAUACGUUUAAAGAUUCAGUUAUCCCAGUGGGCGAUCCGAAACAUCAUGCCAGAAAAUCUGCUCUAUAUAACAGAACGGAAUGUUUGGAAGCCCAUUAUAUUGCUCACUUUGAUGUUAGAAAUAAGGCUACAAGACUAACUGAGGAGUUGAAAAGUUUUAAUAAAUCUGGAAGUGAAGAUUCAGAAGAGAGUGAGACCAAUGAAGAGUUUUAUAGUUUUGAAAAAAUUAUUGAGGAGCCCAGAAGAAGUGAGAAUAGUAAAAUUGAUAGUAGGAGAAGUGAGACUAGUAAAAUUGAUAGUAGGAGAAGUGAGAAUAGUAAAAUUGAUAGUAGGAAAAGUCUAAGUGUUAAAUUUAGUGUUAGUGAAGUGGAAAAUAAACGUGAAAGUGUAAAUCCGAAAAAUGAUGAAUCUCAUGACAGACUUGACAAGUUUAUAGCCGAUUUAGGCGAUUUACAAAAGAUUAAUCAAAAAAAUGAGGAACCAUCAAAACAGGAUGCAAAUAAGGAGCCUAUAAUAGAACAAAUAAAGAUGAAGGCUAAGCAAGAAGAAUUUGAAGUUUUUGGUGACAGCGACAAAUCAUUCGACCUUGAUGGAGAUAGUUCGUAUGAUAACCGGUGUUCAACACAGGACGAUGAAGUAAAUGUAUUCUACGUAUCAAAGGAUAAAAACUUCUUAAUAACAGGAACAUUAGAAGGAUUUGUAAACGUUUGGGCCCUUUUAAGCCCGUUCACCAGAGAUGAAUUGGACCAUUUGACUGAAGACGAGACCUAUAAUACCAAAAAUAAGAAAAUCCUAAGGUGGAGUAGUUUGGGAAUUGAACCUGAUUUGAGUUUUAAAGCCCACGAAGCUGGAAUUUUGUCCGUGCAAAUAAUGCCAAAAUCAUUUGACAAUAACAAGUCAGACCACGUGCUAGUGACGACCUCUUAUGAUAAGAAAUUAAAGGUGUGGAGACUAAGUAACUUAUGUAAAAUUUCAAAUAAAAGAAACUUCAAUGUUUAUGGCGGCUCACAUGACAGGAAAGAGGUUAGAAAAAGAACUAAAAAGAUUAAGAUUCAGCUUUUGGGUCAGUUGGAGAUGAUUGAAGAUGAGUUUGUAGAAGCAGUGUAUAUUCCAAUACUAAAUGAAAUCAUAGUAACAAGCUUCUUUGGAACCAUUGAAAAGUUUAAAUUGCUAGGUGUGGAUAAUGGAAAUAGGCAAAAAAGAGCCAAAAACAGUCUAGUCAGUGUGACCAAGGUGACCAACGAAGAUAACCACGUCACAGUAGGAAGCUUAUCCACUGGGCAUAAUUAUUAUGCAAUAGGUACACAAAAUGGAGAAGUUAAAGUUUACGACGUUAAGGACCUAAGCCUCGUAGCUACUUUUAUGUGCAGGAAUAACAAGGGAUUCAAUAAGGAAGGUAGGACGGUGAGUGGAAUUGAGUGGAAUAAAAAGGAAAACUUCAUACUAGUUACUACUAUGGAUUCCAGAAUAAGACUGCUCUCGUUGACCAAUAGUGAUAGCUCGAGUGGAAUAUCCUUGAGAUUACUGAAGAAAGAGAAAAAAUUGGAGUUUGUUGAAAAAUUCAAAGGUCAUAUAAAUAAGAGAAGAGGAUUUAAAGCAAGAUUCUUGGGGACUAAUGAGGAGUUUGUAAUUUGUCCCUGUGAAACUGGUAGAAUCCUUAUUUGGUGUAUAGUUUCGCCUUCUUAUUAUCCGGAAGAACCUCUGAAAGAGGAAGUUGAGGACCGGGAAUUGCCAGUUAAAAAUAAAUAUCACAUAACAUUCAAGAUAAAAGAUAAGUAUUUGCUGGAAAAUAUGAAUAUUUACAACCUAUGUGAGUGGGAAAAAUUGUUUAAAAUAAUCAAGGAUUACAGAAAAGAGCUUGAUGAAAAUAUGGAACAACAACAAGGAUGCUUAGUUUUCAGAAGACCUAAGGAACCAGAAAAUAAAUAUAUUAGUCCCGUAAAAGAUAUUUUACUAAUAUCGGCCACCAAAGAUAAUGAAUUAAAGUUUUCUGGACUUGACAUAAAUUAUUUUCAAUAA